CGCUUACAACAAUGUACAUGUGUCGUGUGGCAGAUUGUUGAUAAAUGACAGGAUGCAUCUAAGUUGCAUUUCCAUGAACAUAACGAAGUGAUGUCCAGGUCGGUGUUGACGUGAACUACAACAUGUUAUUCACGUAAAGGUUCAGUCCACCUGUCACAUAUAGUAGGAGAAGGUUUAUGACAACUGCUCGUCAUAUUGUUUACGUGUAAACUUAACCGGACUUGUGUGCAAUGGGGAAGAAGAAAAAGCAUGCUGACUUGGAAAGGCUCAGAGGAAUGGUCACUCCUACAGCCUCAGCAGUCAAAAAGUCUGUAUGUUCUGUAGGAUUUAUAGCAGCAGCCAUCAAGAUCCUUGCUCUGGUCGUGUUUUAUUACAUAUUUUCCAUCGGCCUCACAUUCUACAAUAAAGCCUUCAUUCAUCAUUUCCAGAUUCCUCUGUCUUUCACCCUAUCUCAUCUCAUCAUUAAAUAUAUGUUGGCUGGACUAAUACGAUGUAUUGUGGAAUGUAGGACAAAGAAAGAGAGGAUAAAUCUGCCCUGGCGCCCUUUCUUACUCAAGUUAGCUCCAACAGGCAUUGCCAGCAGUAUAGACAUUGGGUUGUCCAAUUGGAGCUUUGAGUUCAUAACUGUAUCAUUGUAUACCAUGACUAAAUCAACAGCUGUGAUAUUCAUUCUGGGAUUUUCUAUUUUAUUUAGAAUAGAAAAAGCGAGAUGGUCGCUGUCCGUUGUUGUCCUGCUGGUGUCCACGGGGCUGUUUAUGUUUACCUACCACUCCACACAGUUCCACCUAGAGGGAUUUAUAAUGGUCCUGUCAGCAUCCGUACUGUCCGGCCUACGCUGGGGACUGGCUCAACUCAUUUUACAGAAGGAAGAAAUAGGUUUAUCCAAUCCCCUCGACAUGAUGUAUCAUAUACAGCCAUGGAUGAUCCUAGUACUCCUUCCACUCGCUGCCAUAUUUGAAGGCGUUCCUCUUGCUUCAACGUCAGACUUUUUCCGUUUCCAAGACUACACGUUAGUAUGUAGAAACCUAGCCAUGGUGUUUGGUGGAGCAUGUCUAGCUUUCAUGCUGGAGUUUUCUGAGUUUUUACUUGUAGGUCAAACCUCCUGUUUAACAUUCUCAAUCUCAGGCAUAUUCAAGGAGUUAUGCACGUUAUACCUGGCCACAAAGAUAAAUGGUGACGAGAUGAACCCCAUCAAUGUGAUUGGCUUACUUGUGUGUCUGUCUGGUAUCACACUUCACGUCCUUUUAAAGGCUUUACAUAAAGAUGAUGCUAAAAAGGCCUCUUUGAAUCGGGAGGAGAUGAUGGAAAUGAUCGGCAAUGAAGGACACGAUUCUGAUGAAGAGGAAGAAGUAUUUAAUGCUUCACGGGACAGGUAGCAGCGGGGAAUUAGAUAAUGUGUAUCUGAUACAGUUAUGUCUUCCUUUAUAACUCAGAUUUAAUUUAUAUUUCACUUCAUAAAGUCUGAAUGUCAAAACAUUUUACUUUGUGAUCAUGAUGUAUAGAAUCUACCAUGUGAUGAUUUGUAUGAAGAUAAGUAUUUUUACGAUGUUAAAAUGUUGUAUAAAGAUAAGGAUGAAUUAAGUUGACUUAUUUUCAUUAUUACAGAAUAUUUAUAAUUCUGGAGAACCUGCGUAAAUAAGCCACCAAAGACCAUAGAAUUUCACUCUUACAUAAGCUUCGACCACACUGUUGUUUUUAUUCUGAAGCAGUCUGAACAGAAGGCCAAAACAUGUAGACACAAGUUAACAUCGCCAAACCAUUCUUGUGGUGUUAGUAUCCUUAAUAUUCUUAUCAUGUGACCAAAUGUAUAAAGAUUAAUAUAUAUAUCAUGUGAUCAUGAGGUAUGGUAUAUAGAACAGCAUUUUACUGCGUGAUCAUAUUGUAUCAUUAGGUUUAUUAUCAUAUAAAAUUUGUCUGUGAUAUGUAGGGCUGCGAUGAUAUAUCAUAUUUUGAAUACUGUACAAUACACAAUAUUUUUGAGAGGUUAAGAUACACUUAAAAUAUUUUUAGGAUUUUCUCAUUUCUGAAUUUAGUCUACCCAUAUCGGUUCCAACCUGGCGAGUGACAGCUCCAGCUCGGCAUGCACGUCGAAAGACUUGAAUUGUAUGAAACUUUAAAGUCAUGCCCAUUUUGGACCAAGUUUUUUCAGUUAAAAUAUUGCCAUAAAAAAAAUGCAACAUAUCUUUUCUUUUUGCUUCUUCUGUUACUAUAUGUAUUGUUGCAGCCCUACAGUGAUACGGGUUGUCUUGCAUGAGACACAGCUAGCUGUACAGGGGUAUAUUCCAGACCAACCCAUAUAUCUGCCACACAUGCAGUAUCUGCUCGGCACGCACCAUAUCUUUUACUUUCAGUUCAACACAUUUCAGGAAAAAACACAUUAUGCACAUUGAGUUGGUGUCAUUGCUGGUAAUUUUAAUGUUGUACUGAAACAUUUACAGGAUGUAGUGCAUUGUAUAUGACAAAAAGGUUUUCAUACAAUUAUUUCCAUGUCCUAAGGCUACCCAGUAUCAACCCUCAACCCAUAUCAGCCUUCGAGCUUCUGAACCCUCAGGCUUGUAUGGAGGGGUAGAUAAGGGUAGGUUAUGGAAAUGGUUAUAUAACCUCUAAUUGUAUUCAUCAUAUGAUCAAAUGUAUAUUAAUUAUCAGUAUAUUGACCAUGUCAUCACUUUGUAGGAAUAUUUACGAUAUGCUCAUGUUGUAUAAAUCUGGUAUAUUUAGAAUAUGACUAUGUUGUGAAAAGACUGGCAUAUUUGUCAUAUGAUCGGCCCAUCCUAUGUAUAAAGAAAUUCUGGUAUGAUAUGUGCAUUACUGUUAAUAAGCAAUGUGAUCAUGAGGCUGGGUAUUUAAUGCCAAAAUCUUUGUUUGCUGUAUUUUAUGGAGAUUCUAAUAGAGUUAAUUACGUAUAUUUUAUGACUCAUUACAUCAUUUAAAGUACUUUUCUCUUUAAUUGGUGCUCUGUUAUUAAGUGUAAAUUAUUUUGAUUAACCUCUUGUUAUGAUGUUUUAAUAUUUCUACAGUUGUACAGCAUUAUAGUGAGUACAUGUACCAUGCUUGUCAGCUAGACCAUGGUAUCUCAAGGUUAUGGACGUAGUAUAGGUAUGUGGUACUGUAAUCAGCCAAAUUAGAGUAUAAUGUUAAAAUAUAUUUCACAAGAUCUUGAUCAUUAAAAAUAUAAAAAGCCUGUUCAUAUUUGCAGGUCACUAGUAAGUUUUCAUUAAUCUUGUGAUACUUGAAAUGGAGUAAAAUAUGGUUAUGAGUGUAUAACAGCAGUUAAUGCUAAUGUUUGUUCAGGAAUUUUAGAUGUGUGGUAUGCACUGGUCAUAUAUGUGGGUCAUCCUUGAAUUUCCUGGGUUAAUAGGGCUACGCUCACUUACGUUGUCUCCACCCUAUAAUGUCAUGAAAUUAUCUACUGUAUACCGGGAAAUUUUCGCCGCAAGUUAAAUUUCGCCAUUUUCACCCUCUGCAAUGAGGGCAUUAAUGUAUCAUUACUGCAAACAGUACUAAGCAAUGUUAUAAACAUAGUAAUCAAAUGUGAAGGCCAGGCAAAAUGUAUAUUGGGCGAAAUAGUAGUUCAUUGGUGUAGGGCGAAAAAUUGUCUGGGUGAAAGUUUUCUGGUAUACAGUAUUUAAAUGGUUUGAGGUAUAAGAAACUGACCAGUCACUAGGCUGAUACCUGUCCUUUAAAGAUAACAGAGGAGCAGCACCCGCCUUCAAAAUCGGUUAAUUUUACCAUGAUGCUCCCGUAUGAUUCUUUUGAUUUACAUCAAAUGAUCAAUUAUAAACUAAUUUAACUUGUGUCAUCCGCAAGGUGCCACAUAAAGAGCCUUCAAUUUUGUCACUACAUCUUCCAGGGUUGCAGAGGACAUAAUCGAGUGUAGCCCCAGGAAUUCGAGGAUGAGAUGUGGGCGUGUAACAGGUCUGCAGCAGUGCUGCUAUGUGGUUGUGAAACAGAGAUUUAAUGGCACAGUAUGGUCGUGAUUGUGGGUGUGUAACGUAGCCGAGAUUUAGUGGGGCUGUAUGAUUGUUAAGUUGUUGACAAUAUUUUACCACAAUAUCAGACACCAAAGACAAUGAAAUGCAUUGCAUAUUGAAUAUUUGUUGGCUGACCCUCGGGGCAGGGGAGUUGAAGCAGGACACUUUUAUUGCCACUAAAGGCCAGCACAUUAUCUUACGUGCCCCGACAGCACAGUGGGUAACAUAUCUAGUCACUUAACAAGUGUUUUUCUUUAAUUAAGUGUCUCUAAACUUUGAUAAUACCAGGUUAUGUGGGUUUAUUUUGUUUUUAUUUAAUGACCAUUUAUGUUUAAGUUAACAGUUACAAUGUAUAUAUGUAAACAUUGUGUUGUCUCCACCCUAAUAUAUCAUGACAAUAUUAAAGGCGUGAAAUGAUGAACUGUAUACAGAGAAAUUGAAGCGUCCAUGUAAACCAGUAUAUACCUUGUAUGUAGUGAAUAUGAUGGAUGUUGUUUGUCGAGUAAAAAGAUAUUCAGAGAAAUGGCAGGGACGUUAUUGUUAACUCACAGGCAGGUCUGAAAAGCUGGGCCUGUCACUAUAAUAUGUAUUCAUCAUUCUGCAGCAUGUUUGGUUACUUUUUUUCUCGAAUAACACAGGAUUGUGGUCUGGCUGGUGACCCUAAUUGCUAAACAGACAAAUGUUUCAGGGAAGAUGAUUUGAAUUUUAAAUAAGUAGUUUAACAAAUGUUGUUUCAGCAUUUGAACACAUCACCUCAAUGUUAUAUAGUACAUGUACCAACAUUUGAAACCAAUUUCAACCGUUGUGUAUUGUACCGACAUUGAAAACAGAUUUCACCCAUUGUUUUACCAAUCCUAGGUAAUGUUUACAUAUUUCAAAUGCUUUCUUUAAACUAUGCAUACAGUGUAUUCUAAACCCCCACCCAGACCACAACCCUUGUACGUGUGAUCUAGCCCCUAAUUUAUCAUAAAAUUCAUUUCAAACUCAAGUUUUCUGUGUACGCAUUGUUUAUUGUCUGUUGACAAUCAUUUGCUUCGUUACUUGACCUUUAUAAAUAUAGUAAAUAAAAUAUUUCUUAUCUGUUGAUGAUUAUGUUAUAUUAACUUGUGUAAUGAAUAUUUUUCAUUCAUGAGUUUACACUCAUGUAAAUUAUUUAAAUAUUUGUUUCUCACUUGGUGUAUUAUAUUGAUAUUCUUAAGAGAUAAUGAAUACAUUCCAUUUAUAUGGAACACUUUCAUAGAGCAUACUAACUUUGAAAUGAAAUUGAAGUUCUAGUUUUCUUUUAAAUUGACAGAAAACCAGGAUGACAUUUCCUUGUUUGAAGAAAUAUGAAAUGAUUUCAACUUGCAAAUCAUUUUGUAUACGGUAGUAAAAAUUGUUUUUCUGAAACCUUCAGUCUAAAAUGAUUUUGUUUUAAAUGCUUUGAAAAAUUGGGGCUGUUCGACUAUUAACGGGACCAAAGAGAUUGAUAUGCCUUUUGAAUUCAUGUUGAGUACACAUUGACCUUUAUAUAAUUUGGAGACAAUUUAUACAGAAUGAAGGGACAUUUGAAAACUGUUACCCUACCGAUUGAGAUUAUCUCUAUCACAAAGGGCAAGAAAAACUGUAUAAAGACUUCAGAUUGAACAUCAUUUACAUUGUUUACCCGGUAACUCAUUCGCCCCUGAAGACACAUUUAAACUCUUCCGAAUAAAAGGUUGGAAUAGUUCAUUAUGCAAUUUCAGGGGUGGAUGAGUUAACUAUGUUAAAAUUUAAUGUAUCUCUCCAACAAUCUGUCUGUAUAACAGGAAAAAAUCCAUAAAUUCUGUAGGAUCAGAAAAAAAUCCUUCUAUUAGGUUAUACAUGUAUUGUCAUGAUGGUUGUGGUUUGCUUAAUUCUAUUUUGAUGCCAGUUAAGUUGACUGCGGCUCUGGUUAGCUAAGAUUCAAAGCUUAAUUUAAUCAUCGAUACGUUUCUAUUACAGUUAUCACAUUCCCUCCAUCUCCAUAUAUUUUGAAUAUUUCUCAGUUUUCCAUUUGCGGGCGAUGUCCCGAGUCUGUAAUAAAUAUGCUGUAGUCAUUUCUAGUUACAGUGUAUAUUAAUUUCAUAACAUGAAGUAUAUAAGUUGCAGCCUUGCAUUAUAAUCAGCAUUAUGGGUACAGGGACCCUACAAGAAAUUUUCAAAAGAGAUGAAUUGUUUUUCAAUUUUUAAUAUUUUCUAAUGUG
This is a messenger RNA of Mizuhopecten yessoensis (Yesso scallop), 6175 nucleotides long. Its product is annotated as solute carrier family 35 member C2-like. Gene Ontology annotation, biological process: UDP-glucose transmembrane transport. The record is from RefSeq and is a predicted model, not a curated record. The transcript has 10 exons. Gene Ontology annotation, cellular component: Golgi apparatus; endoplasmic reticulum-Golgi intermediate compartment; cis-Golgi network. The coding region runs from base 231 to 1376 and encodes 381 amino acids. Gene Ontology annotation, molecular function: antiporter activity. NCBI's taxonomy places the organism in Eukaryota, Metazoa, Mollusca, Bivalvia, Pectinida, Pectinidae.